AUGGAGCGAGCGCCUGCGGCCGCAGGGGCGGCUUCCUCCGCGUCGUCUCGGGAAAAAAAACUGAAGAAAGGAAAAGAGAUAAGCAAGAAGGGCGCUGGGAUGCACGCCGCUGGCUUGAGCGCGGCAGGCAGGUCCGAGAUUUCGAAGAAAAAACAGGAUCCGCGCUUCCGCGCCCAAGCUGACCGCCGGUUUCUCCUGGAGAAGCUGCUGCCGACACCCCGCCAGAAGGGCGCGGCGCCCGCCAGCAAGAAGGCGUCUGAGCUGCAUCUGCUGCGCGAGAAGCAACUGAAGAAGAAGUUUGCAAAGCAGGUGCUCGAGACAGACUGCACCAGCGGCGACGAUGCUCAAGAGGAAGGCGCGCAGACGACCCCGAACGGCGCAACGGCGGCCGGGAAGAAAAAUGGGCAGAAGGACUUCUCGGUCCGCGCCUCGCUAGCCGACAGCUGGGAGAACGAUGAGCGAUUUUCGAGGAUCUUCACUGAUGACGCCUUCGCCGCCGGCGGAGCUAUCGGCGCGGUCGACAAGUUCGGCCGCGCCCUGAACAAGCGGAAAGAAAAAGACAAAGUAGAGAAAAAUGCGAAGACGAAGCGCGCACAGGCGGCUGUGGAAGCAGAAAAGCCCGCGCGCGCGCCGAAGAAGCAGGCGCGCGAACUUGACGAAGACGAAGUGUCUGAAGAAGCGCCUGAGGAGAAACAGAGCGACGAGAAAGAAGAACAAAGUCUAGAGAGUGGUCAAGAGGAGGAGGAAGAUGAGGACGACAGAGGCUCUGAGUCGUCUGAGAGCGAAGAAGUGGAGGAGGAAGGGCCUUCCGUCUGGGGCCACGACGAUGAGGAUCUUCUCAUGGGCGAAGAGGCCUCGACGCGCCUGGCGGUCAUGGGCCUUGAGUGGGAAAACAUCACGGCGAACGACCUGCUGCUUCUCUUCCGCUCCUUCGCGCGCGACUUGGUUGCGGGCGCGUCCUGCGGCGCUGCGAAGCGCGAGAAAGGCAAGGGCGACGGCGAGGCGGGCGCGAGUCGCGGCGCUCCCGAGACGAUUGUGAAGAAAGUCUCCAUCUACCCGUCAGACUUUGGUCUCGAGCGGAUGAAAAUCGAGGCGGUCAAAGGCCCGUGCAUCGACUGGGCGAGUGUGGAGGGCGGCAGACGCCGUGAGUCGGCUGCGGACGCGACUGCGGAAGAGGCAGGCGAGCAGGCGUCUGCGAGCGAAGACGAAGGCGAGGCGGAGCCUACGGAGGAAGAAGAGGAAAACGAAGAGGGAGAUGAAGAGGAUGAAGACGAGGAGGAAAAAGUCCGGGACGCGCGCGAGGACGCGAGUGACGCCGAGGCGUGUGCAGAGGGCAAGCGCGAGUCAGGAGGCGAGGGCGAAGAAGCGGAGGAAAUCGACGCGAGCUCCGGAGACGAAGAUAAUGACGGAGACAUGAAGCCGACGGAGGAAGAGGAACGCCUUUACAACGAAGCGCUGCGGAAAUACCAGAAGGAAAGAUCAAGAUACUUCUACGCGGUCGUUGAGUUCGACUCCGUGGCCUCAGCCAAAUAUUUUUACGACGAGCUCGACGGAUGCGAUAUAGCGUUUGCUCUCGACGGGCUCGAUCUUCGCUUUAUUCCAGACGACCUCGAGUUUCCGCACCCGCCGACUUCAGUGUCUUGGCUCGGCUUUUCGGGCUCGAAGGGCGAGCAGCGAGCCGCGGAGGAGGCCGCGCUCCUUCGCUAUGAGCCGCCGCCCGCCGUGAGCACCGCCCUGCGGCACAGCCGCGUGAAGUGCACAUGGGACGAGACGCCCAUCGAGCGGACCAAAUUGCUCAAGCGCAGGUUCACCGAGAAGGAGCUGCGGGACUUGGAUCUGCAGGAGUACCUCGCGUCGUCUUCGUCGUCGGAGGACGAAGAGGAGGGACACGCGGAAGGCGAGGACGCGCGGAAGGCCGGGCGAUGGAAGCUGACCGAAGCGAAUCUUCAAGAGUAUCGCCGUCAACUCUUGGGGGAUGCCGCCGAUCUGUCGACGGACGACGAGGAGGACUCGGUUUCGGAAGGCGACAUGUCGCGCAUGCCGUCAGGCGCGCAAUCCUCGAACGUGAAGAUCAGCUUCGAGGGCGAACUGGAGAACUUGGGAGUCUCGUCGGAGGACGAGGCAGACGAAGAGAAGACCGACGGCUUCACUGGAGGCGACGCGAAGGCCUGGGAAGCCUACGUCCAAAGGCGGAAGAAGAAGGAGAAGGAGCACCGAAAGCGCGAAGCACGGAAGUUUGAGGCGGCGCGUGCAGCGGCGGAGGAAGAAGGCGAAGGCGAAGAAAACGAAGAGGGCGCGGGAAGUCGCCGGACGAGCAGAGCUCAGCAGGACCGCCAGAGAGAACGUCGCGGCAAAAACACAAAGUUCCCCCUCUUCGCCGAGGGUUCCCAGAGCGACGAUGCUUCUGGGAGCGACGCUGAAGAGGAAGAACAUGCGGCCGAGCGACCAGUGUCGAGGGCGCUGAAACGCGACAGAAACAGCCGCGCCCAGGAGCCCGCGAGAGGGGCGGCGCGGCGUAAUUUGAAGAAGGGAGGCGGCGGAGCUGCCGCGCCAAACAGCACCAAGGAGGCGUCCACUGCAGCCGAGCUAGAACUCCUUACACUCGGUCAUGAAGAGGAGGGACGACGUCACUUCGAUCUUCGAGAUGAGCUGUUGAGUCGAAAGAGCAAGCGAAAGGCGAAACAGCUCAAGCGCAUGCGGGAGGAGGAGAAGAGUCACGAGCAAGGCGACGCCUUCAAGAUUGACGUCGACGACAGUCGAUUCUCUCGUUUGUUCUCGAACCCCGACUUCGCGAUAGACCCAACGAACCCUAACUUCAAGGCAAGUCAAGCCAUUUCUCGUCGCAAACACCGACUGGCGUGCGCUGGCGCGCCUACCCCGUAUGUCUUCCUGAGCAGUGAAGAGCCGAGUGGAUGGGCAAGUGACGAUCUGAGCCUGUCUUUGGUUGCCGUGUGCGUUCAGAAAACCGCGGCAACUGACGAGCUUCUGCGUGUGAAACGUGCAAGAAGCGCCAAGCCCCAGUUCUCUGCGCCCGAGAGGAGCAAGCCGUUUCUCGCUGAAACCGGCGGUUCACAGACACGAGGGACGAAGCCCUACCGGAGCGGGGGCGACCGACGUUUUGCAGACCAGAAGCAACGUAUUGCAGACGGCAUAUCCACUGCGGGAGCUGCAGCUGACGGAAAGGUAGCGAACAAGCCCCAGGAGGGGUUCGCCCUGUUUGCCAAACGCUAG
This is a messenger RNA of Besnoitia besnoiti, 3231 nucleotides long. Its product is annotated as NUC153 domain-containing protein. Gene Ontology annotation, molecular function: RNA binding. The transcript is spliced from 12 exons. The record is from RefSeq and is a predicted model, not a curated record. Bases 1 to 3231 code for a protein of 1076 amino acids. Gene Ontology annotation, biological process: rRNA processing. Gene Ontology annotation, cellular component: nucleus. Lineage: Eukaryota; Apicomplexa; Conoidasida; Eucoccidiorida; Sarcocystidae.